GAGCUCUAAGUAAAAUCACAUCAUAUUAAUUAAUAUGGGACAGUUACUUUCAGCUAUAUGCGGGGAGAAAUUUGUCACCUCUCCUGCACCUCGGAGUUAUUCAGGCGAUGGACACGACUCGGAAAAUGAAGCAGGUUUAGGGAAUGCCCUGCUGCCUUGGAAGGGGGGAGACGAAGAAGAGAAUCCUUUGAUCUAUCAAUCAUCCACAGGGUUGGUCUUCCAAAUUCGCUUUGAAGAAACUGCUGCUAAAAAGGUUGUUGACGAAUGUAGCAAGAAUUCUGAGUCAAUCAUUGAUGAAGGUGGUUCAAGCGAUGUCUACAGCUUGGGUAAUAAAGGAGGCAUCGAGGCUCCCGCGAUUUCUCUGAAUGGAGACGUAGAAAAGCCUGAGAUCUUUCAAUCCAGAGGGUCGGUCUUCCAAGUUAGCUUUCAACCUGCUGCCAAAAAGGUAACUGAUCAGGGAAAUCAACAGAGAAAGGAAGUUUGUCAUCUCAAGGAUGUGGCAAUCAACAAGAAAUGGAAGAAGAAGUUCGGUGAAGACAGUGGCAAGAUUAACGAGGCAAUUGUUGAAGAUGGCGUAAGCAUACAGGCUGCCCUGCUGCCUCGGAAGGGAGACCAAGAAAAGCCAGUCUUCCAAGUUCACAUUGAUCCUGCUGCAAAAGAAGGAAAUGGAAAACCCCUUGUUGAUCAAAAUAAUGAGCAAAGAAAAGAAGCUGGUUAUAGUAAGGAUGUGACUUUAAGAUGGAAGAAGAAUUUGAAGAAGGAGAUUGUUGAAGAGGGUAUUGUGAUUAAGCCCAUCAUCAAAUGUGACAAAGAAGAAAGAAAUGCCUCGAAUGUGACAAAGAAGAAAGAAAAUGUUGACAACCGCUGCAACAAUAAGGUGAUCAUCAAAUCCUUGAAUGUGAAAAAAAAGGAGAUUGAUGAUGAUUUUCACAACUAUGAUUCAAGCGGAAGCAACAGCUCGAGCGAUUCUACUGCAAAAGAUGAAAAUGGCAAGCCAAUCGCUAAUCAGAGUAACAUUUUUCUUAAGAAUAAGACUAGCAACAAGGCCUGCACUUUGGCAUGGAGGAAGAAGAGUAUUGUUAUAGAGGAAGGCAAGAAUGAGCCGAUCAUCAAUGCCUUCAUUUCGACAAAGAAGAAGAAGAUUGAUGAAAAUGAAGAUAGUCCUUUAAUUAUUAAAGCGAGAGGAUCAGUCUUUCAAGUUUGCGUAGCAGCAAAUUGUGGAAAUGACAAUCAUCUAGCUGCUCAGAGAAACAAACAAAUGGAUCAUCAUAAAGAUGAUACAAUCAACAAGACCUUGAUUGUUAAAAAAGAAGAACAAACUGUGAUCUUCAAAGAACCAUCUGCAAAAAAGGUAGAUGACAACAGGCCUCUAGCUGAUUUCAGCAACAAGCAAAUAAAACAAUUCGAUACUAUCAACAAGGCCAUCACCAAGAUUGAUUUAGGAAAGAAGAAGAUUGAUGAAAACAAAGAAAAGCCUUUUAUUAUUAAAGCGAGAGGAUCAGUCUUUCAAGUUUGCAUAGCAGCAAAGAGUGGAAUUGACAAUCAUCUAGCUGAUCAAAGAAACAAGCAAAGGAAAGAAAUUGAUCAUCAUAAAGAUGAUACAAUCAACAAGACCUUGAUUGUUAAAGAAGAUGAAAAACAUGUGAUCUUAAAAGAACCAGCUGCAAAAAAGGUAGAUGACAACAAACAAUUACAAGAAUUCGAUACGAUGGCCAUCACCCAGAUUGAUUUAGGAAAUAAUAACAUCGUGUGGUUGAAGCAUUACAAUAACAAACAAAAGAUAUUGAUGGUUGGUGAAGGAGAUUUCUCUUUCUCUGCUUCAUUAGCCGUGGCUUUUGGUUCAUCUGCUUCUAAUAUAACUGCCACUUCUUUCAAUAACUCAGCCUACUUGCGAUGUAAUUACAAGAAAUCCACUGGAAACAUCGAGGAGUUGACAAACAGGGGAGCAACCGUCAGACAUGGAGUGGAUGCUACUAAAAUGUCCAAAUACUUGUAUUGGAAAGACAUCAAAUUCGACCGCAUUAUCUACAACUUUCCUUACUCCAGUUGCCCCAAAACUGAAUCGCGCCAAACUCAGAUGAGGCAGCAUUUGGAACUGGUAAGAGGGUUCUUGUUGAAUGCAAAGGAGAUGUUGGGAGAGGGCGGAGAAAUCCACAUCUCGCACAAGACAAAUGGUUUUCAUAAGGAUUGGAAAUUGAAAGAAUUGGCAUGGUUAGAAGGGCUUUGGUUGGUCGGAGAAACCGAGUUCAAUAAAAGUGACUAUCCCGGCUAUGAAACCAAACAAGGGUAUAAUGGUGACUUGAAUUUUGAAUGGCAUCCAAGUUCUACUUACAUGUUUGCUUCUUUUCCAUAAUAAAAC
Molecule: messenger RNA, 2359 nt
Organism: Impatiens glandulifera
Lineage: Eukaryota; Viridiplantae; Streptophyta; Magnoliopsida; Ericales; Balsaminaceae
Exons: 3
Coding region: 35-2353 (772 amino acids)
Biological process (GO): rRNA base methylation
Cellular component (GO): cytoplasm
Molecular function (GO): rRNA (uridine-N3-)-methyltransferase activity
Source: RefSeq, a predicted model, not a curated record